Puccinia graminis f. sp. tritici CRL 75-36-700-3 is the source of this 784-nucleotide messenger RNA. RefSeq lists its product as uncharacterized. The coding region runs from base 205 to 531 and encodes 108 amino acids. Lineage: Eukaryota; Fungi; Basidiomycota; Pucciniomycetes; Pucciniales; Pucciniaceae. The transcript is spliced from 2 exons. The record is from RefSeq and is a predicted model, not a curated record.
GGGACUUCGGAGGAGAGCACCCAGGCUCACAAGCGUAACACUUGCCGGUGACGUUCAGCUAUAAAUACACACUCGACCAACCGUGCUUUGGUUCUUUGCUCAUCAACAGCUUCGGUUUAUCUAACAGCGACCCAGCUUUCGAAUCGAUUCACGGCUAGUCUUCAACCUCUGCGCUUUCGAAACUCUAGUCCAGUGCCAGCACAAAUGUUUUCCCGCUCGUUGCUAUUUAUACCAUGUCUUUUAGUGCUUUUGGUAGCCUAUUCCAGUUUAGCUACUUCCAAGCAGAUCAAGAACAAGCAAAACGCGUCGAUAUGUUUCUGGGACGCAAAAAAACGGCACAACGUGUUAGCGGGUCAUUUGAAUUCCGAACGAAAGUUUGUUCCUCAACAGGGCAAUAACGCACCGAGUGGCGACUGCCAAUGCGACGAAUCAAACCCUCCCCGACUCUCCUGUCAGGAGCCCAUCCACAACAGCCCAUGGCCAUCCGUUGCUGACGUCUACUGUAGCAAUGACGAUAAUUGCAGUCGAUAAUCGAACAAUCUCCCUCCGAUGGCAUCUUCUUACUUGGCCUUUCCGACCUCAUUUGACUACUGAAAGUACAUUUGUUGCUCGAAUUUGUGAUCUGCUCAAUUGAUGCCCAUUUUGAGCCUGCGUGCGGUAGAAACAUGCCCCUAGUGCCGUAUGUAAGAAGAUGUUCUGAAAAAGAUACAUCUGUGAUCGUGGAUGUGAGGAUUGCUUUGUGGUGUUCCAAGUCUGAUGUUUGUCAAUACGAAUGAUCGUGAUA